AUGAAUUUGGAUUUGGCGAGAGUUUUGUUCGUGGAACAAGCAAUUUUUGAGUUUCAAAUUCGUGACAGCGAGGUUCAAGGCAUCAAUCAAUUUCUACGAGUCACAGCAGCAAAUAUACAUAAUAUCGGCAUAUUCUAUCGGCAAGUCCAGGAUUGUGGUAGUGGCGGUAUUCGCGGAACCAGUGGUCAUAGUACCAGCAGAGUUGGUGGACGAGUAGGCAGGCUGACGACGAUUUCGAGGUUGGUGUCACGUUGUUGUUUCAGAUCGUUGGUCGUCAUCUUGUGCUUCAAAUGUCCAAUCAGACGGGUCACGCAUGUGCGCAACUGUUCCAAUGAUCGUUGUCCAAGGCUAUCCAAAUAG
Molecule: messenger RNA, 360 nt
Organism: Macrosiphum euphorbiae (potato aphid)
Lineage: Eukaryota; Metazoa; Arthropoda; Insecta; Hemiptera; Aphididae
Source: the annotation of a GenBank genome assembly